AUGUAUAAAGAUUUGACCUUUUUUGUUUUAACAAUAUUUUUCUUCUUUUUUAAUGAAGCAAAAAUUAUUGAAGGGGACUUAAACAAUUCGAAUGAAAAAGAUGGAAAUAGAUACAUUUCCUUGGAUAAAAAUAACAUAAAUGAUUUUAUUGGAGUUAAGGAAAACAAAUUUUUAUUUAACGUUACAUGUAGGACAUCAAAAAUGCUAAGCAGCAUGAAGGGUUACAUCUUGAGCAUGUUUCACUCCUCCAUGGAUUUUCUAGAAAGGCUUCAGUACGAAAACCCAAUCUCCGAUAACGCACAGACGAUUGAAAAUAUAAUUGAAAAAACGUGGGAUCGAGAAAACAAGGAAUUUCUGUUGACAACUAAAAAGUUAAUAGAGCAGUAUACAGAUAACGAUUUAUUUAUAUUACAAAUUGGUUUAAAUAGUAUUGCAUCAGCAAUACUUGAUAAACCUGAUAAUGCAAUAUUUAUAGAAGAAAAUAUGGGAAUAUGUAAGAAUUAUUUUCUUUAUAAAAAUAAUAGAUGUUUGUUACUUUUAAAAGGGGUAGAAUUUUAUUGUAAAAGAAGUGAAAAAAAUACACAAAAUAGUAAAGAAGAUAUAUAUGGAACCUUAGACUUAAUUACUAAAAUAUAUCAAAACAAAAAUAAUCAAGUAAUAGAUAUACUUAUUGUCAAUCAUAAAUAUCCCGUUUCCUUGUUAUAUUACAUAUACCCGUACUUAGAUUCUUCUACACUUGUAAUUUUAAUGGAUAAUUUAAAUCAUCAAAUGAAAGCAGCUAUUUUUGAGUACUACAAUUUUGUGGGUGAAGCAGACUUUUCUAGGAGUUUCGAAAGGAAGUUAUUUAACUCAUACAGCGCGAAUUACCAGGAGGAUGGAAGUAGUGGCAAUAAUGGCACUAGUAACAAUAGCGAUAAUACCGGAAAUAGCAACAGUAGUGAUGAAGUUGACAACAAUAAGACGAAGAGGUAUGAGCAGGACGAGAACAUUUUCAUUUACAGCAAAAUGAAGCAGUCACCUUUCUACGUUAUCACGUUAAACCCUAAAAUCAUGAUGAACCCAACGGAAAACCUGUACAAAACUUUUAUUUCCAAAGAGUAUACUUCAUCUUAUGAAACAGAAAUUAGUCGUAUGAUAAAAGACAUUGAAAAAAUAUUAACAUUUAAUAAAAAUUUUUAUGAAAAACAUAAAAUCCUUGUUAACAAUUAUUUUUCUAUUAUUAAUGAUUUCGAAUUUGAUAAUAAUGAAGAAGGAAAGAAAAAUGUAACUGAUGCAUUAGCAUUAAUACUUAAAGCAUUUGCAAGUUCAGGUGAUAUAAAUAAAAAUAAUUAUGAGUAUGCUAUAAUCAGUUUAAAGAAUAUAUUUGAAACUAUGUUAUUUAAUAUAUAUGAACAGUCCAAAUUUAAAGCUUUAUUUACUCCCCUUAUGGAUUUUUAUAAAUUGUAUUUAAAUAAAGACGAUUCGAAUUAUAUCCUAUAUGAAUUCCUUCUCUAUGGUUUAAUUAGAAACUCACGUGACGUUAGUUCCUACGAAUUAAAAGAAUUAUUAUUCCUAGAUGUUUUGCGGGAUGUUUCGAAAAAAGUUAAUAAAUAUUCAAUCAGUCAAGUCAUUGAAGUAGUUACAAAAUUAAAUAUUCUACUUAAAAAACUCAGAUCAAGAGAAGACAUUAUGCAUGUAAAGGAGUAUGCCAAAAGGCAGUUUAGUCUCGAUUAUAUUAACUACGAGCUCUAA
Messenger RNA from Plasmodium malariae, 1731 nucleotides. Its product is annotated as conserved Plasmodium protein, unknown function. The coding region runs from base 1 to 1731 and encodes 576 amino acids. The transcript has 3 exons. The record is from RefSeq and is a predicted model, not a curated record. Lineage: Eukaryota; Apicomplexa; Aconoidasida; Haemosporida; Plasmodiidae.